GCAGCGUUCACAAUUCUCACCAAAAAGGUCAAAAUCCCUCUUUCUUCACUCAUCGCAAUCCUUCAGCUAAUGCUAAUGUUUGAGAUGAACUUCUCGUGACGAUGAUUCAACUGCACAGGAGCUUGUUCUCCACCACCACCACCACCGCCACUUCUCACUCUUCACCACCUCUACGUCAUUUCAUGUUGCAAUUCAGGGUGCUUCAGGCUUCCCCUAACUCUCACUUACCGCAUGCAACUUUAGCCAUUGGCAACAGUGUCCAAUGCCAAACCGUAAGGGUAAUAGCAAAGAGCCAUUCGCACAUUGGGCUAAGUUGCAUUAGCCAUGGUUCUUCUAGGUCCAUGGCAUCACUUAGGGGUUUUGCUUUUCCCUAUAUUGGGAAUGGCAUUGGAAGGAGUUUGAUUAGUGAUGGAGUUUUCCCCAAGAGGUUCUCCUCUGUCGUGGCGGAUAACAAACCGAAGAAAACUGCGAAAGCAAGAGGUUCUUGUGACUCUGCGUCUAAAGAUAUUAACAACGUGGCUUCUGGAAAAAGUUUGGGUAAAGAAAAGAAGGGAUCACUGGUAUCAACACCGCCUGCUGCAAGUGAUAAACAGGAUUCCAAAGUUACGGUGAAAAAAAAGCAGUCAAAAAGCAAGAAAAACAGCAAGGCUUCCGCGAGCAAUUCGUCGCAAGAGGUUGCUGGAGCUGAAGUUUCUAGAAAAUCUUCCAAAGGGAAGAAGAAAUCCGGUACUGCUAGUGAUGUUGCACCUAGCUCCUCGCAUAGCUUAAAGAAGAAUUCAGCUGGGAGUGCUACUGAAGAAAUACUGGAUAAUUCUGCUUCCACGGAGUGCCAGUUGAAGAAGAAAAGGGAAAACUCUGGUCAGGAAGAACAGGCGAAACCCCCAUGGAAAUUUACACAGAAGGCACUAUAUCCUCCUGCUGGAAAGUCUGUGCUGGUUGUGGAGUCUGUUACGAAGGCGAGGGUUAUUCAGAGAUACCUUGGUGAUAUGUAUGAGGUCUUGCCGAGCUAUGGUCAUGUAAGGGACUUGGCUGCAAGGUCUGGUUCGGUGCGACCUGAUGAUGAUUUUAGUAUGGUGUGGGAGGUUCCAUCGCCUGCCUGGACUCAUCUCAAGAGCAUCAAGGUUGCACUAAGCGGAGCAGAAAACCUAAUUCUUGCAUCUGAUCCUGAUCGUGAGGGAGAGGCUAUUGCUUGGCACAUCAUCGAGAUGUUACAACAACAGGGCUCUCUACACGAUAAUAUAUCCGUAGCAAGGGUUGUCUUUCAUGAAAUAACUGAACAAUCUAUAAAAGGUUCUCUGCAAGCACCAAGAGAGAUUGAUGUGAAUUUGGUUCAUGCUUACCUUGCACGGCGGGCUCUUGAUUAUUUGAUUGGGUUUAACAUUUCACCAUUACUAUGGAGGAAAUUACCAGGUUGCCAAUCAGCAGGGAGAGUUCAGUCUGCUGCUCUUUCUCUUAUAUGUGAUAGAGAAAUGGAAAUUGAUGAAUUUAAACCGAAGGAGCAUUGGACUGUGGAGGCCCAAUUUAAAAAAGAAGAGCAAGGAUCAAACGAGGACCUUAUUUUUCCUGCUCACUUGACCCAUUUUGAUUCACAGAAGUUGAAUCAGUUUUCAAUUACUUCUGAUACUGAGGCAAUGAAUAUUGAAAGCAAAAUAAACUCAGCAGAUUUUCAGGUUAUUAGCUUGAAAAGAAACAAAACUCGAAGAAAUCCUCCAACACCUUACAUAACAUCAACACUUCAGCAAGAUGCUGCAAACAAAUUGCAUUUUUCGGCAAGUCACACAAUGAAGCUUGCACAGAAACUAUAUGAGGGAGUUGAACUGUCUGAUGGUGUAGCAGCGGGUCUGAUAACAUAUAUCAGAACUGAUGGACUCCAUAUUUCUGAUGAAGCUGUUGCUAAUAUACGCUCCCUGAUCAUUGAAAGGUAUGGACAAGAUUUUGCCUUGCGAAGUCCACCGAAGUAUUUCAAAAAGGUGAAAAAUGCACAAGAGGCCCAUGAAGCCAUUAGACCGACUGACAUAAGGAAGUUACCAUCAAAGCUUGCUGGGGUACUAGAUGAAGAAUCCUUGAAGCUAUACACACUUAUUUGGUCACGAACAGUUUCAUGUCAGAUGGAACCAGCUAUCUUUGAGCAGAUACAAGUUGAUAUUGGAAAUGCUGAUGACUCUAUUAUGUUACGAUCUGCCAGCUCAAGGGUUGAUUUUCCUGGAUACCGAGCAGUUUUUAUGGACAUUGAUACUGAAGCCAUUCAAGACAAAGACGGUGAUGGAUCCAAUCGUGAUCAAGCUUUUGGGGUUCUAAAUUCUUUAAAGACAGGGGAUCUGUUACAUCUUGUUCAAACUGAAGUUAAUCAGCACCAUACUCAACCACCUCCACGUUACUCUGAAGCAUCAUUGGUUAAGAAGCUUGAGGAGCUUGGGAUUGGAAGACCUUCGACAUAUGCAACCACAUUAAAAGUUUUACAGGAUAGAAAUUAUGUGACAGUAAAAAGUCGUGUUCUUUCUCCAGAAUUUCGUGGUCGCAUGGUUUCAGCUUUUCUGUCACAUCAUUUUUCAGAGGUCACAGACUACAGUUUCACUGCCGACAUGGAAACUGAGCUUGAUAAUGUUUCUGCGGGAUUAACUGAGUGGAAAGGCCUCCUUAGAGAUUAUUGGACACGGUUUAAAUCAUAUUGUGAGCGUACUUCUAAUGUUCAUAUUCACCAGGUUGAGAAGAUGUUGGAAAAAAAAUUUGGGGAGUAUUUAUUUGCCUCUCUCCCAGAUCAGAGCCGGGUGUGUCCAAGUUGUAUGGAAGGCACACUGAUUUUUAAAGUAAGUAGAUUUGGUGCGGGCUACUUUAUAGGCUGUGAUCAACAUCCGAGGUGCAAGUACAUUGCCAAAACAUUAUAUGGUGCAGAGGAGGAGGAUGAUACACCUGAGCCAAGCUCUAGAAUAGAGGAACCAAAGCUCCUAGGUGUUAACAGUGGUUCAAAUGAAAAGGUUCUUUUAAAAAGUGGUCCUUAUGGAUUCUAUGUUCAGCUCGGAGAAGACAAGAAGGGAUAUGUACCUAAAAGAGCCUCUGUCUCUCAUAUCAAGGAUGUGAACUCUAUCACCCUUGAAGAUGCACUUGAGAUGUUACAAUACCCUUUGACAUUGGGUAACCAUCCCAAGGAUGGACAGCCUGUCAUAUUAAAGCUUGCAAGGGUUGGGUUUUCUGUUAGACAUCGACGCACAAUUGCUUCUGUUCCGAAGAACAUGAAGCCAAGUGAUGUCACCCUGGAAAAAGCCCUUGAACUUUUAUCAGGUGAUAAUGUGAGACGAAGUGGUCGGCCAAAAGGCAAACCUAAUAGAGUUGAAGAAGAAGCUGUUGAAGCUUUUUAAGUUUUGACCUCGAUAAACGGCAUGAGUGCAGAGUUUUGUUAUGAUUGGCUACAUUAAUAUCUUCCCUUUAACUACUAGCAAUGUUCAACGAUUGUCCAACCUAGAGUCUGCAACUCCCAGUACCAGACGAGCCCUGGAAGAUUCUUUUACGGAGCCAAAUGUAAAUGAAUUUUUCUGCAUGUCUUCUAUUUCGGGUAACUUACUGUCUAUAAUGUUUAGGCCAAUCUGAUAUUUAUUUUUUAUAGAAAUAUAAUUUAUUCUAUUUGACCAAAUCCUGAACGCUGAGAUUUUAAUAGGCCUAGGGGUUUAUAUUCUUUGGUCGUCUUGUAUAAUUUAAAGCUGAUCAAGGGAGUACAGCACAUUCACAUAUAGCUGUUUAAUUAUGUACUGUUAUA
Molecule: messenger RNA, 3751 nt
Organism: Gastrolobium bilobum
Lineage: Eukaryota; Viridiplantae; Streptophyta; Magnoliopsida; Fabales; Fabaceae
Exons: 22
Coding region: 102-3356 (1084 amino acids)
Biological process (GO): DNA topological change
Cellular component (GO): chromosome
Molecular function (GO): DNA topoisomerase type I (single strand cut, ATP-independent) activity; DNA binding
Source: RefSeq, a predicted model, not a curated record